This is a messenger RNA of Serendipita indica DSM 11827, 909 nucleotides long. The record is from the annotation of a GenBank genome assembly. NCBI's taxonomy places the organism in Eukaryota, Fungi, Basidiomycota, Agaricomycetes, Sebacinales, Serendipitaceae.
AUGUACCAAAAGUAUGACGAAAGCAAUGAGCAGCAGCAGCAGCACCAGGUGUUUGCCGCGCCACCGCAAGUGCAGUUCAACUCGUCACGCUCGAACAUGCUCGAGGUUCCCGGGCUGAAGCGAACGAAACUACGGCGACCUCAAUCACAGAGUGCAUUGGAGAUACCCCUUCACCUUGGACAGAAGAACGUUCAAGGUCAAUUAGAUACAGGCAUCGCACCUACGGCACCGCUCUAUGCUCAUCUUGAUUCCGCUGAAGAUGCCCCAGGACAGUCGUCUCAAGCACAUAUCAGCAUGCUAUAUCCUAAGCAGGCAUUGCUUCGGUAUAGUCCACCGACUUCUCCUCUUGUACACUUGGAUAUGUAUCCACCAUCAAACCCUGUUCCGACGCUACCCAAUGCAUGUGGUGCGAGCGUCCAGCGUGUAUCAUCACUCAAGGCGCGACAACAAGGACAACGACAUGAAAUCAAACCAAAGAUGCUGGACGAGGCAUUCACCCCUCGCGGGUUCUUCCCGGACCCUGCUCUACGACGGUUGUUUGAGCUCAUCCUGUCGACUCAGUUCUACAAGGAUGAGUUACUCGAGCCCAUGCUCGGUACACCUGAAGCCGAUGCGGUCCUGGAACAAAUUCGCCAUGUUGCUCCUCACGACCCACGGUUUGCACCGGGGGAUCCUUCGUCGGCUGACACGACGGCUGCGGAGAAUGCGGAUAGAGAUACUCAGUCCAUCUAUGUGCUAUUUUACAGAGAAAAAUCAUUGCUUGGUCUGUGGGAAGAAGAUGGAUCAGAGUGGGCGUGCAUUGGGUCACGUUCGGUCAGAUAUCAACCACAGGCCGUAUCACUGCACAUGCGACAAGUGCCGAAACGGGAACAAGUGAGUCCAUUCGAACUCGAAGGAAGUAAUCCUUAA